Quercus robur (English oak) is the source of this 2892-nucleotide messenger RNA. Its product is annotated as phospholipase D delta-like. Gene Ontology annotation, cellular component: plasma membrane. Lineage: Eukaryota; Viridiplantae; Streptophyta; Magnoliopsida; Fagales; Fagaceae. The record is from RefSeq and is a predicted model, not a curated record. Gene Ontology annotation, biological process: phosphatidylcholine metabolic process; phospholipid catabolic process. The transcript is spliced from 10 exons. Gene Ontology annotation, molecular function: D-type glycerophospholipase activity; calcium ion binding. Bases 4 to 2532 code for a protein of 842 amino acids.
AAAAUGGCAGAGUUCGAGUUCGGUUCAAACCAGCAUGCCAUUAACCUCCACGGUGACCUUGAAUUGAAAAUCAUGGAAGCUCAACAACUACCCAACUUUUCCCUCCUCAAUAUUCGCCAGCUCCGCCGUUGCUUCACCGCCUGCAGUGGCAGUGACACUAUCGAAUCCCCUCACACCUCCACCUCCGCCCACCACAAACACAAAGUCGUCGAUUUCUGCAACCCUUACGUCCAAGUUCUAGCCUCUACGGUCACCGUGGCUCGCACGCGAGUCAUCAAGAACACCACCAACCCUAAAUGGAACCAACACUUCCAUAUCCCACUGGCACACCCUGUAAAUAGCUUGACAUUCCAGGUCAAAGACGAUGACAUCUUCGGCUCCGAGGUAAUCGGCACUGUCGAUAUAAAGGCCUCGAGGAUCAUCACAGGCGAACUCAUCUCCGACUGGUUCUCCAUCCUCGGAUCAUCAAAGACGGACACGAAGAUCUACCUCUUACUUCAAUUCACGCCGUUUGAGGAAAAUCCGAGGUACAACCACGGCAUUGCGUCGGAGAAAGGCAGCGUAACACACACGUACUUCCCGCUGAGAAAAGGAUGCUCCGUGAGGUUGUACCAAGACGCGCACGUGCCGGACAGUGUGUUGCCGGAGAUUGAAUUGGAUGAUGGUAAGGUUUACAAGCACGAGAAGUGUUGGGAGGACAUUUGCCAUGCGAUCUCAGAGGCUCGCCAUUUGAUUUACAUGGUUGGAUGGUCGGUUUUUCAUAAGGUGAGGCUUGUGAGAGAGCCGACUCGGCCAUUUCCUCGCGGCGGAGAUUUGAAGCUCGGUGAAUUGCUCAAGUUCAAGUCUGAAGAAGGGGUGAGGGUUUUGAUGUUGGUUUGGGAUGAUAAGACCUCUCGCGAUAAGCUCUUCCAGAGUGGAAUGAUGCAGACGCACGAUGAAGAGACCAGGAGGUUUUUCAAGCAUUCAUCCGUCACUUGUGUGUUAGCACCUCGAAAUGCUAGCAGUAAGCUGGGCUAUAUAAAGCAGCAGGUUGUUGGCACCCUUUUUACACACCAUCAGAAAUGUGUUCUUGUGGACACACAAGCAUUUGGUAAUACUCGUAAGAUUACUGCAUUUUUAGGAGGGAUUGAUCUUUGUGAUGGUCGUUAUGAUACACCAGAGCAUAGACUAUUUCGCGAUCUUGACACUACAUAUCAAAAUGAUUAUCACAAUCCUACAUUUCCUGCUGGAACCAAGGCUCCAAGGCAACCAUGGCAUGAUUUACACUGCAAAGUUGAGGGGCCUGCAGCAUAUGAUGUUCUUAUAAACUUUGAGCAGCGUUGGAGAAAAGCAACAAUAUGGAGGGAGGUUGGACUACGUUUCAAAAGGGUUUCCCAUUGGCAUGAUGAUGCUUUAAUAAAAAUAGAACGCAUUGCAUGGAUUCUAAGUCCUGCCCCAUGUGUAUCAAAGGAUAGUACCACAUUUAUUCCACAAGAUGAUCCCUUGUUAAGGGUUUCUAGUGAAGAUGAUCCUGAAAGUUGGAAUGUUCAGAUUUUUAGGUCCCUUGAUUCGGGAUCAGUGAAAGGAUUUCCCAAAACUGUUGAGCAUGUUGAGAAAAAGAACCUUAUUUGUUCAAAAAAAUUGGUAAUAGAUAAAAGCAUUCAAACAGGAUACAUCCAGGCAAUCAGAUCUGCUCAACAUUUCAUAUAUAUUGAAAAUCAAUAUUUUUUUGGAUCAUCAUAUGCGUGGCCAGAAUAUAAAAAUGCAGGAGCUGAUAAUCUAAUCCCAAUGGAAUUGGCAUUAAAGAUAGCUAGUAAAAUUAGAGCAAAGGAGAGAUUUGCAGUGUAUAUUGUCUUACCAAUGUGGCCUGAGGGUGAUCCAACUUCUGCGACUAUGCAAGAAAUUCUCUUUUGGCAGGGCCUGACAAUGAAAAUGAUGUAUGGUAUAGUUGCACGGGAACUGGAAGAUAUACAGAUGGUGGAUUUACAUCCUCUACAUUACCUCAAUUUCUAUUGCCUUGGUAAUCGAGAAGAUAUUUUUGAUAAUACUGACAAGGUCUCGGAAUCACAACGGUUUAAGCGGUUUAUGAUUUAUGUACAUGCUAAGGGAAUGAUAGUAGAUGAUGAGUAUGUAAUAGUGGGAUCUGCCAACAUUAACCAGAGAUCCAUGGCUGGUACAAAGGACACAGAGAUUGCUAUGGGCGCAUAUCAACCCCAUCACUCUUGGGCAUCAAGGAAGAGACAUCCACGUGGUCAGGUGUAUGGAUACAGAAUGUCACUAUGGGUUGAGCAUCUUGGGAGGGUGGAUACAUGCUUCAAGGAGCCAGAGAGUUUGGACUGUGUGAGGACAGUGAAUAAGAUUGCUGAAGAGAACUGGGAGAGGUAUGCAGAUGAGGAUUUUAUGCUAUUGCAGGGCCACCUUCUUAAGUAUCCUGUGCAGGUAGAUGAGAAUGGGACGGUCAGCCCCUUACCUGGACAUGAGAAUUUCCCAGAUGUUGGUGGAAAAGUUCUGGGAGCUCAUUCGGUUGCCCUUCCCGAUACUCUAACAACAUAAUCUCCACCCAUUGUUGUACAUGCCAGAAUUUUGAGGUUGUUAAAUUGAAAAUGUUAAAGAGUUUGUGCUCCUCUCUUUCUCUCUCCCCUUCUGUUAAUGAUUGAGCUACAAUAGGUUUUUAGUGUAAUACAAAAGCUUGAACAUAGUGAGAAGGUUGAAAUGUUGUGAAUAUUUGUGCAUAUACAGAUGCAUCAUGCAUGGUUUCCUUCUUGUCACUUGGAGAGGUCACUACAAUUACAAUGCUAGUCACUCUGUGUGGUUCUCAAUGGCUAUUGUGAGAUUAGGGAUAUUUUUUUGGUUUUUCUAAUUUCAUUAUCCCAUUUAUAUGUACUUGUGUAUAGACAUGAUUUACAAAUUGUG